ACCACCGGUGAAGUUUUCAUGCGCCGGUGUUCAACGACUGAAUUUACCAUAUUUUCGGAAAUCACGUGACAGCUAUGAGAAAUUAAUUAACCAAACUUUCGGCAAGGCUCGAGAAGGUUGUUUGUUUAUUUACAUUUUGCUUGCUUCAUUUUGCUGACGAUUAAAACGUACUUUUUUCAAAACAACUAAACUAUUGGGUGAACUAUGAAUUAAACUUUGUAGUAAUCCUAUGUUAUUGAGAUGGAGCACGUUCCUAGAGAUGUACAGGAUAGUAGUUUUGAAGCAGAGGUAGAAGCAAGAUGUAGCAAUGUUGAAGCAAGUAAUCCUGUACUCGAUGAACAAGGUGCUGAAAAAUUGAAAGGAGAUGCUAUUGGUAACACACUCUACAGUGAGAGUGGAUUAUUGAAGACCCUUAUCUCUCUCUCAAAGUUUAAUGAUGAUGCCUGGUCUGAGCAAUUUGAAGAGCAGCUCUGCUUUUUAUGGGAUAUGACUUUUGAAGAUGACGUCAUUGCUGUUCUCUUGCAACAUGACUUUAUUAACUUGGCUUGUCAAGUUAUUCAAACAUCCUCUGUGCCCAGACUAAUUGAAAUUCUUAUUGGCAUUUUGGGGAACAUGAGUGCUCGCAAAGAAGUUCGCAUACAUCUCGCUCAUUCAAGCACUGCGGAUAUUUUGAUUUCAUUACUUGCAACUUCUGACUCUCUUACACUGCUGCAGCUGGUUAGAUUGUUAAACUCAUGUGUAUGGCAUGUGAACAGGAGCUCUCACACAAAUGACGGUGAACUACAGGAUGAAGAGAAGCAUUUAGAUUUACAUGCUGAGGUAGAAUCCUGGAUUGCACUUCUGAAGAAUAAUUCAGGUGCCCUGAAUGAACACUUAUCAUUCAUUUUAAAAAGCUCAACAAAUGAGGAACUUCUUCAGUCUACAUUGGAACUUUUAAACAAUCUGUGUUGUACAACAUCCAAGAAUCAUUAUUUCAGUGAAUUCCUUUCAACCUCCAUGCUGUUGGAAGGCUUGACUGAGGCUCUACAUCAAUUACUAGAUGUUGGAGAGGAAAAGGAAGCAAAUGUUGUGUGGGGAGACAAAUCUGAGAAAGCUGCUCAACAUUGGACACAGACUUUGAGUGCAUUUACUUUGCAUCAUGCUGGCACAGACCUCAUUUAUGAUCAGAGACAAAUAAUUAUGCGGAGUUUGUGCAGCAUUUUAGACCCCCUUGGCUUACAAGAGAACAUCUUCCCACUUGAUUCUAGGAAAUUGGAGAUCUUGGAUUCUAUUCUUGAUGUCAUAGACUGUCUUAAAAACAAAAAAAACUACUCACCCCCUGCUCUUUUGCCAAGGAUCCUUACGAUUUUAUCUUUCCUUUCUGUUGUGACCAAAGAUACUGGAGACCAAGCUGAUACUCCAGAAGAAAGUGACAAUGAAGAAAGCCUGGAAAUGCAAUGGGAAGUUCAAAGUAGACUGUUCACAUACUGUUUCUCUGUCUUAUGUGAUAUCGACUUAACAGAAUUUUUGGAAGCUUUUGGAGACAAUCCUAUUCCUAAAGUCAGAGCAUUGCUGUCUAGCCUGUCACAGUGCUCCGAUCACAAAAUUGUGAAAAUAACGACUGUAAUUGAAAGACUUUUGACCUAGUUCUAUGAAGUUCAGUACUCUUAUACAAGCUUAUGGACCAUCUUAUUUAUUUCUUUUUGGAUAAAUUUGUAAACCAAGAAACAAGCAAAGUCUUAAAUAAUUAUGAAUGCAAUUUUUUGUAACAUUAAAUUAUAUAAUUGAAUAGACAA
Thrips palmi is the source of this 1775-nucleotide messenger RNA. RefSeq lists its product as uncharacterized. The record is from RefSeq and is a predicted model, not a curated record. Bases 241 to 1626 code for a protein of 461 amino acids. The transcript is spliced from 7 exons. Lineage: Eukaryota; Metazoa; Arthropoda; Insecta; Thysanoptera; Thripidae.